CGACCGGGGAGCGGAGACCUGUGCUUCCCCGUGUAAAUUUUUUGUCGUGAGGUGUCUGUGCUCUGGUGUUCCGAACUCGCCAUGUUCUUGUGGUGUACACGAUGCUAAAUUAUGUCUCCUUAUAAAUUUACGAAUUUAUAGUGUGAAGUGAGACGAAAAAAUAAUAGAGAAAUAUAGAAAUUGCGGAGGAGUAAGAGUGAAAUUUUACGUGUCGGAGGAGAGAGGCGAGUGAACUCUAGAAGAAUGCCGCCCCCCACCCAUAUGAACGUGCCCAUGAUGGAGGGGAGCGACGUCGAGCUGUCCGACGACGAGAACAUGCCCCUCAAUCAGGACAUCUACGGAGGGAGCCGCCGUUCGGUGCAAGAGACCAAAGCCUGGGACGUGUUCCGCACGACGCCCCCGUCUAACAGUUCCCUUUCCGAAGAUGGUCAGAAGUUCCUCGAGUUCACAGUGAAAUGCCUCAAGGUGUUCACCUACCUGCUCACAUUCGGAGUGGUGUUGACAUCCGGUGUGAUCACGAAGGCGCUGGUGUUGCUCAUGACGUCACAGUUGAAAAGUGCGAAGAAACUCCCGAUUUGCUCCAAGAGUGACCACCAAUUCAGUUCGGAGAAGGACUACGUGGCAACCAUCCCCGAGGAGGAGAACGUCGUGUGGGCGUGGAUGCUCCUCCUGUGCUUCAUCGUCCCCGAGUCUGGCACUCUCUUCCGGUCCGUCAGGAUGUGCGUCUUCAAGUCCCACAAGCGCCCCUUCUUCGGCGACUUCUUCUGGGUGUUCGUGUUCGAGAGCCUCCACACCGUCGGCACGGCGCUCCUCGUCUACCUGGUGCUGCCCGACCUCGACGUCAUCAAGGGCGCCAUGUUGACCAACUGCGUCGCCUUUGUCCCUGGCGUGUUCGGCCUCCUUUCGCGUAACAAGAAGGAGUCGAUGGUGGCCGUGAAGGUGCUGAUGGACCUGCUCGCCCUCGCCUGCCAGCUCACGGGCUUCGUGGUCUGGCCGAUCGUCGAGUACGGCAAGGACCCCAACUCGUGGCGCGUCUGGCUCAUCCCCGUCGCCAUCUUCCUCACGUCCUUCGGCUGGUGGGAGAACUACGUCGACCGCCAUUCCAAGUUCUCCCUGAUCAAGUAUUACGGAGGAAUCAAGGAGCGCCUCCUGAAGACCCGCUACUUCUGCUACAUGUUCGUGUCCGUCAUCAAGAUGCUGCUGUUCUUCGGCAUCAUGAUCCUCUCGAUGAGCACCAGACUUCGGGAAGUCAGCACGCUCUUCGAGAUCGGAAAGGCCUUCGGCGUCCACGUCAUCAACGUGACUGAAAUCCGCGAGACGCUCCCCGGCGACACGAUCCCUGACUUCCCGACGGUGGCGCCCCUGCAGGAGACCUUCACCAUCAAUUCCUCGGAGUACACGCCCAUCUACGUGUUCCUCGUUCAGGUCCUCUGCGCGUGGCUGUGUUACAUUUUCGGCAAGUUCGCGUGCAAGAUCUGCAUCCAGGGCUUCAGCUUCGCCUUCCCCGUGAACCUGACGAUCCCGGUGUCCAUCUCCCUCCUCAUCACCAUGUGCGGCCUUCGCUUCGACACCGCCUGCUCCUUCCAGUUCAUGCCGUCCUACCUCUUCUGGGAGUGCAAGAACGGCGACAUCCUGCAAGACUUCCUGAAUAAUGAUUACGCCUGGGUGUGGUUGCUGUGGCUCCUGUCCCAGACGUGGAUCACCCUGCACAUCUGGACCCCGAAGUGCGAGCGUCUGGCAUCCACGGAAAAGCUGUUCGUGUCGCCGAUGUACAACUCGCUCCUGAUCGACCAGUCGCUGGCCAUGAACCGGCGCAGGGACGACGAGGGCGAGGUCAAGACGGAGGAGCUCAACCUCAACCCGGACGAACACGACAACGAGCAAUCGCAGUACUACGAGACCAUCUCUAUCCACACCGACUCAUCCAACACGAACGUCUCCAAGACUAAAUCAUCCGACCACAUCACCCGCAUCUACGCCACGGCCACUAUGUGGCACGAGACUGAGGAGGAGAUCAUGGAGAUGUUGAAGUCGAUCCUUCGAAUGGACGAGGACCAGUCGGCCCGACGCGUUGCCCAGAAAUACCUCAAGAUUGUCGAUCUUGACUACUACGAGUUCGAGACCCACAUCUUCUUCGACGACGCCUUCGAGAUCGCCGACGAGAACGAAGACGAGAACGUAGUCAACCAGUUCGUCCGGCUGCUGGUCAACCUGAUGGACGACGCCGCCACCCACGUCCACCAGACCAACAUCAGGAUCAGGCCGCCCAAGAAGUACCCGGCGCCCUACGGAGGACGCCUCGUGUGGACGCUGCCCGGCAAGACCAAGAUCGUGGCUCAUCUCAAGGACAAGAGCAAGAUCCGACACAAGAAGAGGUGGUCGCAGGUGAUGUACAUGUACUACCUGCUGGGCUUCAAGCUCAUGGACCAGCCCAUCUCCGUCGACCGCAAAGAAGUGAUCGCCGAAAGGACGUUCCUGCUCACCCUGGACGGCGACAUCGAUUUCGCUCCGCCCGCCGUGGCCUUGCUUGUGGAUCUUAUGAAGAAAAACUCCAACCUGGGCGCUGCCUGCGGGCGUAUCCAUCCUGUAGGCUCUGGAUUGAUGAUGUGGUAUCAGAUGUUCGAAUACGCUAUUGGCCAUUGGCUGCAGAAAGCAACAGAGCAUAUGAUCGGCUGUGUAUUGUGUAGCCCUGGAUGCUUCUCGCUCUUCAGAGGAAAAGCUCUCAUGGACGACAAUGUUAUGGCAAAAUACACCACGAAGUCCAGCCAGGCCCGUCACUACGUACAGUACGAUCAGGGCGAAGAUCGAUGGUUAUGCACGCUCCUUCUGCAGCGAGGCUACCGCGUCGAGUAUUCGGCCGCCUCCGACGCCUACACUCACGUCCCUGAAGGCUUCAGCGAGUUCUACAACCAGCGCCGUCGGUGGGUGCCCUCGACCAUGGCCAACAUCAUGGAUCUGCUCCAGGACUCCAGGAAGACGAUCGAAGUCAACGACAACAUUUCCCUUCCGUAUAUUUCCUACCAGACUAUGUUGAUGGCCGGUACCAUCCUUGGCCCAGGAACCAUCUUCCUUAUGUUGGUGGGUGCCUUCGUGGCUGCCUUCCGAGUGAGUAACUGGCUUUCCUUCCAAUACAACAUCUACCCCAUUGUGUUCUUCAUGUUGGCUUGCUUCCUCCUCAAGUCUAACCAUCAGAUCAGCAUCGCCUACGUUCUGACGGCCGUCUACGCCCUGGUGAUGAUCGUGGUGCUGGUGGGCAUGAUGCUGAACUUCGCUCAGGAAGGUUGGCUCACCCCGUCCGCCAUCUUCUUUAUGGCCACCGCCGGCUCCUUCAUCAUCACCGGUAUAUUACACCCGAAGGAGUUCAUGUGCCUCCCGUGCGGACUCGUCUAUUACAUGGUCGUGCCGUCGAUGUACCUGCUCCUCCAGAUCUACUCGUGCUUCAACCUGAAUAACGUUUCCUGGGGGACGAGGGAGGUGGCGCAGAAGCAGAAGAAAAAGACCAGAGAGGAACUCGAAGCGGAGAGAAAGGCCGCGGAGGAAGCCAAGAAAAUGAAGAAGAAGGAGGGCUUCCUCGGCUUCCUGUACAGGAACGAACAGCCGGACGAGGACGAAGGUUCCAUCGAGUUCUCGCUUGCGGGUCUCUUCAAGGUCAUGUGCUGCGUCCACCCGAAGCCCAACGACGAGCGGCAGCAGCUGGCCAGUAUCGCCAACUCCCUCGAUAUCCUCAAGAGGCGCUUCGAGUCCAUUGAAUCACACAUGGGAAUCGCCCCGAGUGCCCGCAGGCGUUCAACCAUGCAGCAGCGAGUCUCCCUCAGGUCGGACGGGGUCACAGUCAUCAACGAAAACUUGGAAGACGACGAGAGCGAGAGCGAGAGCGGGGAUUCAGGACCCAAGGAAGAGCGAGACGACCUUGUGAACCCCUACUGGAUGGAAGACAAGUCCCUGAAGCGAGGUGAGGUGGACUACAUGCCUGGAGUCGAAGUGCAGUUCUGGAAGGACCUGAUUGAGAAGUACCUCCACCCCCUCACGAAGAACUCGGCAGAGCAGAAAAAAGUGGAAGGUGAAUUAAAGGAACUUCGGAAUAAGGCAGUCUUCUCAUUCAGCAUGAUGAAUGCCAUCUUUGUUCUCAUUGUCUUCCUGCUCCAACUGAACAAAGAUACUAUCCACAUCGACUGGCCUCUUGGCGUGAAGACAAACAUUACCUUCAACGAGCAGACAAGCGAGGUGACCAUCACGCAAGAGUACCUGCAGUUGGAACCCAUCGGUUUGGUGUUCGUGUUCUUCUUCGCCCUCAUUCUGAUUAUCCAGUUCGUGGCCAUGUUGUUCCAUCGCUUCGGCACCAUCUCGCAUAUCCUGGCCUCGACGGAGCUCACUUGCUGCAACAAGAAGGCCGAAGACACCACCGAGGAUGCCUUCAUCCAGAGGAACGCUGUAGACAUCGUCAGACAACUGCAGAAGCUGAAGGGCAUCGACGGCGACUAUGAGAACGAGAGCAUGAACGACGGGCAGCUCGGCAGGAGGAGAACCAUCCACAACCUCGAACGCCACAGGCAGAAGAAGCAGGCCAUCGGCACGCUCGACGUGGCCUUCAAGAAGAGGUUCUUCAGCAUCUCAGCGCAGGCUGCGGAAAACGGAAACGACACCGAAACGCCUGUGCUGGGUGACAUCCGCCGACUGAGCAUGCGCCGCGAGACCAUCAAGGCCUUGGCUGAGCGCAGCGAGACCGUAGUGCAGGAGAGGCGGCAGUCGAAGGCGAUGCAGACGCUCGGGGCCAAGAAGCCUCGAACAAGGAUGUCCAUCGCCUCUGAGGUUGACAACCAGAGAGUGUUCGGAGGCAGCGUGAACGAGGCGUACGAGGCCGAGAGCGACCACUACGGCGUGGGGUCUGUCAGGAGCGGCCGCUUCAGGGUAGCGGAGGAAAAUGUGAACUUACAACCCAUGAACAGCAUAUACAGCUCCUAAAACUUAUAUAGUAUUCUAGAUUUUUUUUCUACUGCUCACGGGCUCUGGACACUGUUGCCAACAAUGGAACAUUUUUUUUUUUUUUUUAUUAUUUACUUUUAUUAUUUUUAUUUUAUAUGAAAAGGGUCACAGACAGCUGUGUCCAUUAUCUAUACUCUUCUUUAAAGUGUCCUAGCUAAGGAUGUUUUAAUUCUAUUAAGAACAUAUUAGGUGUAACAAAUUAUAACCAUUUAUAUAGAACUGAUGAUUCACAUGCUCAUGCAAUGUUAAUUUUGAUUAAAUACUCUUUACUGCUGUCAUACGAGCUCAAACCAUGACAGACAAUAGCAUAUUCUCUUGAAGGCAUUGCUAGUAUUCUGUCACAAUCGUCAUAUAAAUAGGUAUCGUACUUUUUAAUCUAUAUGCCAUUGGAUCGUUAACCAUAGUUGUUGAUCCUUUGCAAAAUUAUAUGGGUCUGUGAUUACGACAUAUGUGCCUUAUGUGCAAUGCUUAAGUAAAUCAAUUUGGGCGUGUAGGAAAUGUGAAUGCUACAUAUUUUGAUAAAUGUUUUUCCGUUUUUACUAUAAGUAAAUUUCAGAUUUUAUGAUGAAUUAUUAAGAGAUGGAGUCUAAUUUAGUGAGGUUCCACUGUGAUGAUUUUAAGUCAUUAUUUCCCGUAUAUUUUCCGCUUUGAAUUGUUAUACAAAAAAAUAUGGAGAAAAAAUAAAAAUUAUGAGUGAAGAGUCUCCCCCGUAAGACUCUGCUUGCAUUCCCUUGUAUGUGAAUUACCUGCUUUCUGUUACAGUCUUCUUUAUUUUGCUCUAUUAUCUGUGAUUUUGCUUCUUUAGUAUUACAUGGUGUUCAUCUUCUAGGCUAUGUAACUGCCUCUUUUACAAAAUCAUCCUCUCGGAUUCUGCCUGGGGCCGCGGCCGCCUGGCACACUGAUGUAAAUGUAAUGAUGUAUCAUACUGUAUAAACAAUAAAUAUUUACUGUUUA
This is a messenger RNA of Penaeus chinensis, 5937 nucleotides long. RefSeq names its product chitin synthase chs-2-like (gene kkv). The record is from RefSeq and is a predicted model, not a curated record. Gene Ontology annotation, molecular function: chitin synthase activity. Gene Ontology annotation, cellular component: cell periphery; cell septum. The transcript has 27 exons. The coding region runs from base 244 to 4962 and encodes 1572 amino acids. NCBI's taxonomy places the organism in Eukaryota, Metazoa, Arthropoda, Malacostraca, Decapoda, Penaeidae.